AUGGGUGAUGGUGGUGUUGGAGGAGGUGGUGGUGGAGGAGGCGUGGGUGAUGAAGGCGUCGGAGGAGGUGGUGACUUGGGCAAUGGUGGGGGUGGUGGAGGAGACAUGGGUGAAGGAGGUGUCGGGGAAGUGAUGACUCAGGCGAUGGUGGCGGCGCUGGCGGAGGAGGCAUGGGUGGUGGUGGUGUUGGAGGAGGUGGCAAUGGAGGUGGCAUGGGUGGAGGAGGCAUUGGAAGUGGGGGUGGAGGCGUGGGAGGAGGUGGUGAUUGGGGCAGUGGUGAUGACGGUGGUGGAGGAGAUUUUGGUGGAGGUGGCAUGGGUGGUGGAGGAGUUUGAGGGGGUGGGGGGUGGAGGAGGCAUGGGUGAUGGUGGUGUUAGAGGAGGUGGCAGUGGAGGAGGCGUUGGUGAUGGAGGUGUCGAAGGAGGUGGUGACUCAGGCAGUGACGAUGGCGGUGGAGAGCAUGCGUGGUGGUGGUGUUGGAAGUAG
This is a messenger RNA of Syzygium oleosum, 486 nucleotides long. RefSeq lists its product as uncharacterized. The record is from RefSeq and is a predicted model, not a curated record. The coding region runs from base 1 to 486 and encodes 161 amino acids. NCBI's taxonomy places the organism in Eukaryota, Viridiplantae, Streptophyta, Magnoliopsida, Myrtales, Myrtaceae. The transcript is spliced from 2 exons.